Molecule: messenger RNA, 1446 nt
Organism: Prorocentrum cordatum
Lineage: Eukaryota; Dinophyceae; Prorocentrales; Prorocentraceae
Source: the annotation of a GenBank genome assembly
AUGGCGAAGUCAUCACCGGCGAUGUCGCGACAGCCUCCAUGCGGUGAGCAAGGCCCCGCGGGCGGGCCCGCCGCAGCCGCAGCUGGCAGGAUCGGGCGGCUGCCAGGCCCGCCCGGCGGCGCCACCCGCGGGCGCGCCCAGCGGCGCCGGCUCGGGCCCUGGCGCUGGCGGCCCCGACGGCAUCGGCGCCUGCGGCUCCGACAGGGCACCGCCGCCUGCCGCGAGGUCCCCGCCCGCGCCGGCGGCGCCCCGCGCCUUCUGCUCCGCGGCCGACCUCGCGCGGCAGGGCUCCGCCAGGGCUCCCGAGGACGCGAGGACGAGGGCCACGGACUCCAGGCAGCUGGGCGGAGAGGCGAGCUCAGAGACCAGCAGACGUGCGUAAGCACAUGCCUUCGGACCCCCCGCGCGAAGUUCUCGGGUGGGCGCUGGGACCCCCUCACCACACCCCUUCCCCAGCGCCGCCCCCGGCGCCGCCGCUGGCGCCGCCCCAGGCGCGCUCCACGAGCCAGGUGGUGUGGGGGGGGGGGUCCAGUGCCGCUCUGGGAAGUCCGCGCGGACGUCCUAGAGCUCGCUUAUGAAGCUCUUGCUUCUUCCAAGGCGAGCGAGAGGGAGCUCGAGGCAUCCAAGGAGGCUGCUCGCAUACUCGCUUUGAAGAAGAGCCGCUUCGCAUCGACAGCGGCUUGGGGCUUCAGCCUGUUGGACAUCACGGCGCGGGACAAGGCUUCGGUGCACCGCGGCUACCGCACCUUGAUGCGAAAGCUGCAUCCAGACAAGGCUGGGUGCGUGCAGGGUGUGCUUGAGGCUGCCGAGCUGGCGCGUGAAGCCAAAGAGGCGUGCGAGCGCCACACCUCAACGGAGUCUCUCCCGCCCAUGCCACGUGGCUUACGUUUUGAGAGGAAGUGCUCGGACCCAGGCAAGCGGACGUUCCUACUGCAUUGGUCUCCGUUCUCUGCGACAGAGGUCGCAUGCGUCCGCAGAUACAUCGUGCAGGUGUUCGAUCCAGCCUACGGCCGCGCGCUGAAGGUUGCAGACUUGGAGCCGGACUACAGCGAGGAGCUCGGACGCUACGUGUCCGUCGAGGAGAUCACCACCUACGAGCUCUCGGAGGAGGUGCUGAGCAAGAUGCCGAAGGUCUGGUCCGAGCCCGUGGUGAAGGUGACGGUGGCGGCGGCGAACCAGGCUGGCCAGUCGGCGUUUGCCUCGAUCAACGUGCCGCUCCGCGCGGCGCCGGCGAGCGUGCUCCCCGCGCGGCCGGCCAGCCGGCCGCCGGGGCCGGCCUGGCGGCCGCCGAGCCCGCAGCGGUGCCCCGGGGGGGCGGCCAGCCCGGACGCCAGCGGGGGCGAGGACGGUUGGCCAACGAGCAGUUCGAGCGGGAGCUUCGCAAGGUUCACCAAGCUGGGAAUCUCCGCUCUUGGCUGGAGUCGCAGAAGAAGCCUUCUCUGGUAG